Molecule: messenger RNA, 692 nt
Organism: Oncorhynchus keta (chum salmon)
Lineage: Eukaryota; Metazoa; Chordata; Actinopteri; Salmoniformes; Salmonidae
Product: cytidine monophosphate-N-acetylneuraminic acid hydroxylase-like
Exons: 2
Coding region: 75-311 (78 amino acids)
Source: RefSeq, a predicted model, not a curated record
GUAACUUGAUUGGACUGAGAGAUAGACGGUGUACUACUUUCUCUUCUGUAAAGAUCAAGAACAGGAUCGGCGUCAUGAGACACGUGGUGAAGAAUGGCCUUCUUUGGGACGACCUGUAUAUCGGCUUCCAGAACCGUCUGAGCAGAGAGCCAGACGUCUAUCACCACCGGUUCUGGAACCACUUCCAGACAGAGUUGCCAGUCACUGGGCCGGACUGGGACUUGUUCCUGCAGCAGGUGCCAUCAUACCAGAGGUCUGCUGAACCCCAGGGAAUCCAAACAGAAAGUGGCUCUGCUUCUAUAUUGUCUUAGAAAAAGCAGACUGUACUGUCUCGAGAACCAAGCUUUAUGCCUGUAUCCAAUAAUGAAUAAGAAGAGCUGCUCUCCCUGUCACUGUAGGCACCACCAACCUCCCUGUGCAACUGAAACAGGGAAAAAGGGACGUGGCUGACAAGAUUUAAUUUCUAAAUUGGUUCAAAUAAUAGCUUCAUUUAGGGUUCAUUUUCUAUUAUUUAUUUUUUUCAUGUAAUGGUGAAAUCAAUUAACAUAGCAUCUAUUGUUGCUUGGCAGGUCUGUAUGUAGGGGACUAGUAACAAACAGUAGGAAAAUAUAUGCACUCACUACUAUGUCGCUCUGGUAAGAGCAUCUGCUAAAUGACUAACAUGUAGAAUAUGAAUAAACGUUUUCAUUGAU